UAGCCGUUGCGUGGCCGUCGCCUACGCACCCCAGCCACCCCCCCGACCAAACGGCUACUUCUUCCCCCCCAUAGAAACCCUUGUUCUUGAUCUUGAUCUUGUUUCUCCCUCCUCCUCCUCCUCCUCUAAACCCCCUUGAGAUGGAGAACUAAUCUUGUAUCCUCCUCUCCCACUUCUUUCUGCCAACAAAAUGAUAGCGGAAUCCGAUCUCCAUUUCUCCGACAUUCCUCUUCCUCCCCCCUCCGGGUCAGAUGCCGAGGGGAAGCACCGCAGCCUCCCCCCUCCUACUCCGGUGCCAUCGGCGACGCAACCACCAGUCCCCACCCCUCUGGCCACUGAUCGGAAGUCCCGCCGCCCCCGCGCGAGGCAGAUCAGCUCUCGCUACCUGUCCCCUUCCUCUUCCCCUUACCCUUCCUCUUCCUCCUCCGUCUAUUCUUCUGAAACCCUACGCUUCGCCGCCUCUCCAAGAAAUGGGUUCGCCGCUCCCUCCUCCGUCGCAAUCCUUUCCAAGAAGCACCAGCAGCAGAAACCCCACUGGCGCCACCCGUCUUCUCCCGGGCCCGAACUCGAGGAGGCCGACGAGAACCAGCCCCUGGCAUCCGUCAGGCGGAGCUCGGAGACCCCCCUCCCCUUCUCCGCCCACGGCAAGCCUAUCGGCACCAUCAAGAAGCGGGCCGUCGUCCGAUUGUUCACCGACAACCACAGCGACGCUGCAGAGCAGCCGCCGAGGUUGGAUGAUCCUGGGCCGAGGCCAAGACCGGGAACCCCGGUGGCUCACCACCGUGUCCUGGAUAGCACCCCCGUUCUGAGGACGAACACUCGACCCCCUACACCCUCCCGGGUGAACCUCUUCCCUUCCGAUGGCUACCGCUGGGCUCAUGGAAGCGGCGACUGCGGGUUGGAUGAAACCACCUCGGAGAAUUCCUUUUCCGACACGGAGACUUGCAGCGUUAGCAGUCAGGGUGGCCUCUGCGACAGCCCGCCCCUCCUCCCUCCUGCGUCUUGCAGAUCGAGGCUGGCCACGGACGUCCGGUCGUCCAUGCCGGAGGCGGACCUGCUGCCCACCAUGUCGGCCAGACGCCAAGACGGGGCCGAGGUCUCUUCUUGUAGAUCAUCUACCAGCUCGCUUUUCUUGCGCUCGGCUUUCUCCGGCCGCCAACAGCAGCACCCCUUCAAUUUGAGCAAGUCCGUCAAUAGGCCUCUCUUCUCGUCGAAGCCACCACAACCUCCGAGUGCUAAACCAGCCGCCGAGGUGAAGAAGGUGAACAAGGCACUGGGCCGACAGGAGGACGCCCAUGUGCUUAGGCUUCUCGACAACUGCUAUGUGCAGUGGAGAUUUCUCAAUGCGAAAGCUCGGGGGACGGUGGAAGCUCGGGGAGUUGCGGCUCAGAAAUCACUGUGUGGGCUUUCCGGGAGGAUUGCAGAGCUUCAAAGCUCUGUUAUGGAGAAGAGGAUCCAGCUUGAACAGCUCAAAAGAAGAGAGAGGUUAUUGUCCAUCAUCCAUCAUCAAAUGCCACAUUUGGACGAGUGGACCGUUCUUGAAGAUGAUUAUUCAAGCUCUCUUUUAGGGGCAACAAAGGCUUUGCAGGAUGCUUCACUUCGACUCCCGAUUGCGGGGAAUGUGAGGGUAGAUACUCGUGAACUUAGGGAAGUUAUGGACUCUGCAUUACUUAUGCUGGAAUUACUGUCUCCGUGUGUGGCGAGAUUUCUAUCAAAGGCUGAAGAUGUCGAUCAUGUAGCUUCGGGCCUGGCAAGUGUGAUCAGUACUCAAAGGGUUUUGGUUGACGAAUGUGGAAAUCUUUUAUCAGAGGCACAUGUGUUGCAGGUGAAGGAAUGCAGCUUAAGAACCCAGCUUAUUCAGGUUAAACACAGGCGCAUACAGUAGUCGAUCGUUUGCAACGACACUCACUCCGAGUUUGCCAUUUGAAACAAUUACUAUUCUUCUUUUGAAAUCACCAGAAGAAGUUUGCGUUCAAUCGAUUAAGGAGAGGCUGAGAGGUUAAGCUCUC
Molecule: messenger RNA, 2009 nt
Organism: Musa acuminata subsp. malaccensis (wild Malaysian banana)
Lineage: Eukaryota; Viridiplantae; Streptophyta; Magnoliopsida; Zingiberales; Musaceae
Product: protein ENDOSPERM DEFECTIVE 1-like
Biological process (GO): spindle assembly; centrosome cycle
Cellular component (GO): cytoplasm; centrosome; nuclear microtubule
Molecular function (GO): microtubule binding
Source: RefSeq, a predicted model, not a curated record